Molecule: messenger RNA, 8158 nt
Organism: Pristis pectinata (smalltooth sawfish)
Lineage: Eukaryota; Metazoa; Chordata; Chondrichthyes; Rhinopristiformes; Pristidae
Product: sterile alpha motif domain-containing protein 9-like
Exons: 2
Coding region: 179-5092 (1637 amino acids)
Cellular component (GO): cytoplasm
Source: RefSeq, a predicted model, not a curated record
UCGAAACUGAAAUCUUCCAGCACUUCCGCAGACGGAGGCAGUGCAGAGAGAGCCGUGUUCCGCAGUCCCCUGCAGAGGAUUCCUUCCCCGUCCCAGCUCAUGUCUGCUCCUUGGGCUGGGGUGGACUUCGGACACCGGACGGUGCAGGGGACUGGCAAACCCAGGUGAAGAACCAAAGAUGAGCAACUUACCCAAUAACUUAACUGAGUGGACCAAAGAGCAUGUGAAAUCCUGGGUGGUUGAUCAACUGAAACUUGAUCAGAAAUAUGGUGAGAUACUGUACAAUGAAGAUGUCAAUGGAAUGAUAUUGAUGCAACUUACAAAAGCAGACAUAAGUGAAAUGGAAAUAAAGGCUGGACCGGCUGCUGUGAUAAUACAUAGACGUGAUGAAUUUAUCAAAUGUUCAAAGAGAUCCACAAAGCAAACAACAAUGGACAGAUCCCUUUGUGCAGAGGCAAAUGCUUCAGGUGGCAAAGCGCCUGAUGUUAUUGGCACAGAGGGCCAGAACAAUAAAUCAGUUUCCUUGGAUCUAACUAUGAAACCCUCACCACAAGAACACAAGACAAACAGAAGAGUGGGAUCCAACAGCUCUCCUGUAGAUGAAGUGGCACGACCUAACUCAAGCCCCACAAAAUCCGAGGAAGGUGGGACCAAAGGACAGGAAUGUUCGCAAGAGAGGAUUGAUCCUGUUGCAAAGUCACAGCCUGCCACGGAAUCAGGAGCAAGAAAUUACAAACAACAGUUGAAAGAAAAUGCCUCAAAACCAAGAUGUGAGCCAUAUCCAUUUGACCAAGGUCACGUAGGUUCAAGGUAUAUACAGAACUACAUCCUUCCUCCUGAAGCAGGACCCUCCAAUCUACUAGACCCAGUGCAUGAGUUUAAGCUUUUUCAAGUGCCUGAGGGUGAACCAAAGGCAGACGUGAUGGAAGAUAUGAUGAAGAAAUUUACCAAUGACGUCUUUAGAUUCUCAGCUGCAUGUAUGAAUACCAGAACAAAUGGGACGAUCCAUUUUGGGGUAGGAGACACCAAAGGUGGAUAUGAACAUGGUGAGGUUAUAGGUGUGCCUGUGGAGAGCACUGAAAAAUAUGUUGAUUGUCUUUACAACAGUUUUGUUACUUACUUUGAUCAGAAGGAUGUUGCAGAUGCAAAAUUUUGCAUUAGACCACCCCGAUUUGUGGAGGUUUUGAACCCAGAUCAAACUUCAUUAAAAAGGUUUGUAAUUGAAGUUGACAUUGUACCAAACUCCAAGACUUGUGACUCUAAGUUGUAUUAUAUUCACAUGCUGACUAAAACUGACAAAAGAUGGAUGAGGAGUAAGGAGAAGCACUUGUUCAUACGUGAUGGAAGCAGCUCCAGAGAUAUUCUGGGAAAUAAAAACAUCACAGAGAAAGAGGCAGAGCACAGAAGAUUUCUCACUGAGACAUUAGUAGGCUUGGUAGAGAAGCGAAGAAAUGCUGAGAUGAAACCACAAAGGCCGACAAAAAAUCAAGAGGGCUACAAGCUGAUUAGGAUGAUUACUGGUGGUUCAGAAAUGAUUGACACAUCCUAUUACCAAUGGUACAUAUUGGUGACCAAUAAAUCGCAGCAGAAUCAAACUCAACAUUUAGAGUUUCUAAGAGAAAUUAAUUGGUUUUGUGUGCUAGAGUUCGAUCCUGAGUCUGUAAGCAGUGGUGUAUGUAAUUCAUAUCGUAAAGAGAGAACUGCAAAUCUUCACUUCCCAAGUCAUUUCCAGGAUAUUGAUGCAUCAAUUUGUGAAAACAUUGAAAAACUUAAAUUGUACAAACAAGCAAGCUGGAUAUUUUGUAAUGGAAGAUCGGAUCUAGAAGAUCAGGAAUAUAAGCCACUAACACCCAAACAGUGGUAUAAAAACCGAGCUGCAGACGUCAGGAAACUGGUUUCAUUUCUGUGCCGAUCAGAUAUCAUGCCGAAAGGGAAAUUUCUGGUACUGUUUUUGCUACUGUCAAAAGUAGAUGAUCAAAGAGAUCCCUUUCUUGAAACAUUCUGUUCAUUUUACCAGGAGCUGAAAGGGUCAGAAGACAUAAUGUGCAUCUGUGAAAGUGAGCAGACAUUCUUGCGCUGGAAGGACCUUAUGCAGUGCAGAUGUGAUUCACGGGAAGUUACAGAGAGAUGUGUUUCUGCCUUAAGCCUUGAGGAAGUCAAUGAUACUGUUCUGAAGUUAAAAUCAGUCACUCGGUCCACAAGGCGAUUCUUACCCUCAGCAUCUUUAGCGUCUGUUGUUCUUAAGAAGAAAGAUGAGGAACUCAUGUCUGCACUUGAAGUCCUGUGUGAAAAUGAAUGUGAGGGCACUGAAAUUGAAAAUGAUCAAAGUCAAUUUAAGGAAUUUCAAAAAUCCAGGGAAGAACAGUUUUACAGAGGUGGUAAAGCAACAUGGUGGAAUUUUUACUUUUCUACAAAAGUUCCCUUUAUCAAACGAAAAGGCUAUGCCCCUCUUGUUGACCUAAUUAAUGCAAAAUCACCUUCUGCAAUGUGUGUGAAGAUUAUCAGUUUAUUUCAUCAUCCAGGCUGUGGCGGGACAACUUUGGCCAUGCAUGUUUUGUGGGAUUCAAGAAAAAAGUUUCGAUGUGCUGUAUUGAGGAACAGUAAGGAAGAUUUCUUAGAAAUUGGAAGACAAGUCAUUGAUCUUGUUACCUAUGGAGCUUCCUGUAACUCUGAUUACUUACCUGUAUUACUUUUGGUGGAUGACUUUGAAGAAUUAGAAAAUGUGCACAUAUUACAGAGCUCAAUUCAAACUGCUGCUGCAGAGAAAGGACUCCGAUUUGAGAUGCCAUUGGUAAUCAUUUUAAACUGCAUGCGAUCACAGAAUCCAGUCAAAAUCUCAAAAAUGACCGUGUUGGAGAGUAUUGCCCUAGAACAUAAUUUGACUGUUGAUGAGCAGCGUUUAUUCAAGUUAAAACUUGAGGAAAUUGAAGAGCAACAUACAAAACCUGAAAAUUUCUACUCUUUCAUGUUCAUGAAGAGUAAUUUUGAUAAAAAGUACAUUGAAAAUUUAGUCCAUAAUUUAUUGAAGGAUUUGGAUAUUGCAAGCAAGCAGGCACAGCUGAUCUCAUUCUUGGCUUUGCUGAACUCGUAUGUUAAAGAUUCUUCCAUAUCAGUUUCAAAGUGUGAAGAAUUCUUGGGAUCAGGACAAGUGAAAACCACAUUUUGGGGUCCUGAAAAGUUUGAAGAUGUGAUAGGCCCUUACUCUACACUACUUAUCCGCACGGAAGUGGCAGAGUAUGGAAGGUACCAAGGCAUUCGGAUUAUCCACCCAUUGAUUGCAAGUGGCUGCUUAGACGAAUUGAAGUAUUCUUACAACCUUCCCAAGAGUACGAUUGCCUUUACGUUUCUCACUAAAGACAUCUUUCUCCAGCGUGGCAUUGGACGAGAAAAGGUCCUACAAGACACAUACAGUAUGUUGAUCACCAGACAGCGAAGGGAACAUGGAGAUGAAGCAGAUACUCUGUUCUCUCCUUUAAUUGAAGCAAUACAGAAGGAAGAAGGAAGUGAUCAGGUCAUAAAUGUUUUGACUGAAGCAUCAAACAAGUUUGACCAAAAUCCUUUCAUUUCACAGGCCUUGGCAAGACAUUUCUAUCUAAUUAAAAAGGAUUUUGAUUCAGCACUCAAAUGGGCUUUAAAGGCUAAAGAGCAAGCAAAAGACAAUUCCUACAUAAGAGAUACACUGGGCCAAGUUUUUAAAAGCAAGUUAAAGUACAGGAUGGAAUCAGUUGAAGCUGACAAACAAACUAUGGUGACUCCUAGUCAAAUGAAGGAGUUCCUGGAUCUUGCACAAUCUGCUUCAGAAGCUUUCAGAGAAUCACAGCAACUGACAGAAAAGAAAGAAGAUAGAGCUGAACCGAGGACCAGAUCAAAAUCUGAUGUUUACAAUACCUCUGGUUAUUUGGGAGAGAUUGAAGUUGCUCUGUAUGUUAUAGGUAUUAUCAAAAUGAUACCUUUCUUCAGUGGGGAGAAUGAAAUAAAUAAAAAGCAAUUAAUGUGUUUCCUUUCAGGUAACAUGAAUCUUCAGCAUAUUGAAAAGACCAACAAUGCUGAUGAAGAACUGUGUUCAAUACUUGUCGAAUAUAACCGAUACCUAAUUAGUAUUAAAACAUCUAUGAAGGCAGUUUUUGACUUUUUUGAAGACUAUUUUGUCUAUUUCAAAACAAAAAACAGUGAGAGAGAAGCAGCUGAAUUUAAGAUUCGCAAAAAGGUUUCAGAUUGUUUUCAUAAAUACUGCAGAGUAUUUUAUGAAUCACAGAUGGAAGCCUUCUCAGCAAGGAAGAGGAAUCCAAGGCUCAGCCUACCACUGGAGUUGGAAGAACACAGGAAGUUCUUAGAGCUUCACAGAGCAGACCGUUUUGCCGGUUUGCUUGAGUUCCUUACGAAUAAUUAUGAAACUCGGGACAGAAUGGAAGAAAUUGUCAUGAAGUACAAAUUUAUCCUCCAGAAUUCAAUAACGAGCAAAUUAGCAAAGCAGAAACAAAAUUUUAUCUUGGCCAACAUUGUGCUUAGCUGUGUUAAACCAAACUCCAAGAAAAUUGAAUCUUAUGCUAAACUUAGAGAGCUUUUGAAGGAAGUGCUGCAAGAUGUGGGGUUCAAUUGUGGUUUUGUUGAACCAUAUUUCUUGGGUUCCCUGUUAUUCUGGCCAACAAAAGAAAAUAAAAACGAUGAAGAUGUCAAAUUUCUUCUGAAAUGCAUGACAGCAAUCCGGCAGUCAUUCAGAGGGCGGUACGGGCGAAUGAGUCAAUCCAAGCAUCCUGUCGCACAUUUCUAUCUCUGCAAAGGAGAAGGUUUGAAGAGAUUUGUUCACAAAGCAAAAAUUGAUCAAUUUUUCGCCAAGGUGCCACAUCUCAAUUCCUUAUGGCAAUCUGGAGAAAUCUGGAAGGAAAAUGAAGUCAAAAACCUUCUCGUUCUCAUGAAUGGUAGAACAGGGGAGGAUAACAAGGUGCACAUAGAGUUUGGCAGCGUCAAAAUUCCUGUGAGGCCUGUAUAUUUGGGCAAGCUGAGAAGUGGUCUAAGCAUUGAGAAUGUAUCCUUCUAUUUGGGAUUCUCUAUGGAUGGACCAAUAGCAUACGAUAUUGAGACUGCAUAUUAAGAGUUACAGAUAUAGACUGUAGGUUACCAUUGAUACACAGCCUUGUACAUAAUUUUCUGUCUGACUGUUAAAAUAUUAGGUAUGUUUCUAAAUCAGGGAAGUGCAUGAUGUGAAAGAGAACCUGUAGGUGGUGGUGUCCCCAGGUGCCUUGCUGCCCUUGUUCUUGCUGCUGCAGGUCAUGGGUUUGCGAGGUCCUGUUGGAGUAGCCGUCCCAGAAACCAUCCUUCAUCCACUUUGAUUCACUGUGAUCAUGAAACAUCUGAGAGCACUGGAUAUAGCAAAGGCCACGGUACUGGUCAACAUCCCGUCUGUAGUGCUGAAGAUCUGCAGUCCAGAACUGGCUGCACUUCUGGUUGCAGCAAAGUUACAACACUGGCAUCAGCCCCGAGAUGUGGAAAUGACCCAAGAAUAUCCUGUUUGCAAAAAGCAGGACAAAUACAGUCUGGUUAAUUACCACCCUCGCCUCUCAGGCUCCUGUCAAUCAACACCAAAGUGAUGGAGGGUGUCACCAACAGUGGUAUCUAGCAGCCAUUUACCACUAACCUGCUCACUGAUGCCUAGUUCAGAUUUCGUAAACAAUGGUCCAAAAGAAGUUGCUUUAUUUCAUCGUAUGUACUUUGUGCAUGUAGUCGGAGGUCCUAGCCUGAGCCCCGCAGUCAACAUUGGGUUCCACCAGAACGCCCAAUCUAGUCGGCGUUCAUGAGGUCACUGUAUUUUGGAUGGUUAAGAAGGAUGUGACUUUGAAUAUUCAGCACCACCUGCUGCUCUCCGACAUUGAUGAUCUUAUAAUAUGUCUUGGCAGAAGCUGUCCGAACCUUCACCUCAAGGCUUCAUCUGGCAUGGCUGGCUCCAGUCAGUCAGAUCACUUUUGAGAUCUUGAGAUCGGAGGUCACCAGAACAUCAGUCAUUUUAUGGGCGCUAAAAAGCAGUAUGGCUAAACAGGAUUUAAAUUUGCACUGAGUUAGGAGUCAGAAGAUGCAGAAUACAAUGAAAGAUGUUGAUCGCUCAGCAUCCCUUCCUCUGCAGAUCACUUCAGCUUUCAAAGAGAAAAAGCAUUUUACAAAUGUGUGUGGAUCUCUUUCUCACAACUUCAUCUGAUGCAGAGCCCAAUCCAAAAGUGAUACACUUUGGAAGAUCGAAUUUGAAGGCAGAAUAUAAGGUUAAUGGCAGGACUCUUAGAAGUGUGGAGGAACAGAGGGAUCUUGGGAUCCACAUUCAUAGAUCCCUCAAGGUUGCCACGCAGGUCGAUAGGGUUGUUAAGAAGGCGCAUGGUGUGUUGGGCUUCAUUAGUCAUGGUAUUGAGUUCAAGAGCCGUGAGGUAAUGUUGCAGCUCGAGAGAACUCUGGUUAGACCACACUUGGAGUAUUGUGUUCAGUUCUGGUCACCUCACUAUAGGAAGGAUGCUUUAGAGAGGGUGCAGAGGAGAUUUACCAGGAUGCUGCCUGGAUUGGAGAGCAUGUCUUAUGAGGAUAGGUUGAGUGAGCUAGGGCUUUUCUCUUUGGAGAGAAGGAGGAUGAGAGGUGACUUGAUAGAGGUGUACAAGAUGAUAAGAGGCAUAGAUCGAGUAGACAGUCAGAGACUUGUUCCCAGGGCAACAAUGGCUAACACGAGGGGACAUAAUUUUAAGGUGAUUGGAGGAAGGUAUAAGGGGGAUGUCAGAGGUAUGUUUUUUACACAGAGAGUGGUGGGUGUGUGGAAUGCAGUGCCGGCAGAGGCGGUGGGGGCAGAUAUGUUUAAGAGACUCUUAGAUAGGCACAUGAAUGACAGAAAAAUGGAGGGCUAUGUGGGAGGGAAGGGUUAGAUAGAUCUUAGAGCAGGAUAAAAUAUUGGCACAACAUUGUGGGCCAAAGGGCCUGUACUGUGCUGUAGUGUUCUAUGUUCUAAAACAUGAGCCUGUAUUUUCAGCACUUGUAGUUUUUUUCUCGAUUCCAUAUUAUUCAGCUUUUUGCAAAAUACCGGGGAAAUAAUUGUCUACUUCAGUGGGAUUUCCCUGAUCAGAGUUGCCUUUUACUGAAAGUACUGCCAGUGGAAGGUAUACUUCAGGUAUCCAAUGCCUGAAGCUUCAAGGCCAGUAACAUCUACAUGGCACUCAGAAUCCCAGUAUGUUGUCAACUGCCAUAGAGGACGGGCUCUUCAAAUUGUCAAAUUAGGGACCACUGUUAACGUGACUUAAAUGGCUGGACAUGGCUCCCAGUGCACAAUCAUGUCGAAUAAUUGCAACUGUACGAAGGACUCAUAUGGGCCUGAGUUGGACCUCCCAGCCCACCUUCCCUGUUGUCAUGGGCAGACUCGUCCCAACGCCCCGUCUUCCACCGUAAGGAAUCUUCCUGUCGAGUGCUGGUUACCAUUUAGAUGCUUCUGCUGCCUUAAUUCUGCCACCACAAAGCUGGUACACACUGAGUAGGCACUUAUAUUUAAAUAAGCUUGUGCAAAAUCAGUUAUUUUUGCACUGAGACUAUACUAUCUGCCUCUGUUCCUAAUGAUUAAUGCAUACUUAUUCUAUUUUAAACAAACUUAUAAAACUUACUGGAAUGUAUACAAUCUUUUUUUAUGUAAAAUGCAUUCUUUGAGAAGGUGGUGUUUUUCCUUUUGUGCUUUUGUUACAUAAAGUAACCAGAAUGUACCUUCUAACACCUUUUUUAAGAUUAAGCAGUUUUUAUAGGAGAUGGUUGAAUUACUGUAUGUGCUUUAAUGAUGUAAGAAACUCUCUGCAGAAAUAUAAAUUCUAAACGUAUGUUUCUUGGGAUGAUCCCAUGGAUAGAGGAUCCCAGAGUAGGCAGGCACGGUGGUGUAGCGGUUAGCAUGAUGCGAUUGCAGCGCCAGCGACCCGAGUUCAAUUCCCAUCGCUGUCUGUAAGGAGUUUGUACGUUCUCCCCAUGUGUCUGUGUGGGUUUCCUCUGGAUGCUCCGGUUUCCUCCCACAUUCCAAAGACGUAGGGGUUAGGAAGUUGUGGGCAUGCUACGUUGGCACUGGAAGCGUGGCGACACUUGCGGGCUGCCACCAGAGCACUCAGCGCAAAAGAUGUAUUUCACUAUGUGUUUCGAUGUACAUGUGACUAAUAAAGAA